Aureobasidium pullulans EXF-150 is the source of this 4071-nucleotide messenger RNA. RefSeq lists its product as uncharacterized. The transcript has 3 exons. The coding region runs from base 170 to 3808 and encodes 1212 amino acids. Gene Ontology annotation, molecular function: phosphorelay sensor kinase activity. Lineage: Eukaryota; Fungi; Ascomycota; Dothideomycetes; Dothideales; Saccotheciaceae. The record is from RefSeq and is a predicted model, not a curated record. Gene Ontology annotation, biological process: phosphorelay signal transduction system; phosphorylation.
CGUCAUUGUCAGCCGAAUCCAUUUUCUCUGAUAGAUGUCGUUCUCGCGCGUUGGCAUUGCAAUCUGUCUGUGGCGCUGCAUCUCUCUUACGAGUGGGCGAAAGACGCUCUUGUUAUGCGACGGGAAGCCGUGAGCUCGCCAUUCGCUCUUUCUCUUUUCUACGAGGUCAAUGUCGAACUCUACACAAAUUCCCCAGCUUGCCGACGUGGGCAUACUAGAACUUUUAGGCAACGACGAUCGACCAACCUUUGUCCUCGGACCGGCGGACUCAGACACGAAGAGACUACAGCGACCGGAGAUAGUCUUCACGAAUACAGCACUUGAUACCUUCUUGACACAACACACACGACAGGACGCCUUCACAAGUUGGUCCGUGUCGCUAGCUCUCAAGUCGAAGGAGCACACAGGAGAAUGGACAUUUGCAGGAAGAGUCUGGACCAGCACGUUGGUCGCUGAUACAUGGCUGGUUGUAUACUGUGCGCAAGCACUUCCACUGGGAGUUGCACAAACGCCUGAAAGAAUUGACGCCUCACGAAAAAGCGCUCGCGUGACCCGAGCGGGUCCUCCGACAUGGCAAAUCCUUUCUCCAUCGUCAAACGAGCCUCCUGAAAUCUUGGACUGGACGAAGUUUGACGUACCCGGCGUAUCCUCUCACAUCCGGUUUAUCAAGGACUUUGACUGGUCAUCCACACCAUUGGGACCAAUCGAAUCGUGGCCAGAUCGCCUCAGCUCUAUGGUACUGAGCAUAUGCACAAAUCCCGACCCACGAGUCAUAGUCUGGGGUGAAGAGCUUAUCAUGAUUUACAAUGAGUCUUGUGCUUUGAGACUUGGAGAGAAACAUCCUCAAGCCAUGGGAAGGAGUUGUGCUCAGAUAUAUGCGGAGAUCUGGCCACAGAUGGCCGAGCUUAUCCGUCCUGCCGUCAUGCAAGGUAAGGCGGUGAGGUCUGUGAAAGAGCUUUCAUUUCACGAGAGAAACGGUAUCCUGGAAGAAACCUACUGGAAUUUUGUCAUAUUUCCCAUCGUCGGUUCUGAAGGAUACGCGUUGGGGGCAGUUGACUCGUUGGUCGAGUUGACACGCCACGUCAUCUCUCAACGUAGAGGAGAGGUCGUAGAGAAGCUGAAAGAGCAGGUCUCAGGCAGCGGAACCAUCUCUGACAUCUGGCACCGAUGCUUAGAGUCUCUUGAGGGAUUUCCAGAGGAUGUGCCCUUCGCAUUGAUCUACUCGAACGACGAUGACAGUGCAUCCUCGACAUCUAGCUCUUGGGCAAAUUCGAUGAAGGAAUAUCGCCUACAUGGUUCAUUAGGUAUCGACCGGAACAAUGCUGCUAUCCCCACUUCUUUCGACGUAGCAGACAGAGAAUCGGUCUACGGGUUGGCAAGGGCCUGUCGCGAUGCGAUAAUUGGUAGGAAAACUGUUGUGCUGCGUCGUCAAGACAACUCCCUGCCAGCUGACCUCGCUACUGCGAUACCUGGUCGAGGCUGGGAAGAUCCUGUCGAAGCGGUAUGCGUUAUGCCAGUGGCGAACAAUGCUUCUGGUGCUUUGGCAUUCUUCAUCCUUGGACUGAAUCCCAGAAGACCGUUCAAUGAGGAAUCGUUACAGUUCGCACACAAUCUUCGCGAUGUUUUGACAAAAUCAAGUACCUUGUUAGGCCAAGCAAAGUUUGAAGAGAUACACGACAAUCUCGCCACACAAUUGAAAAUCAGCACGCUCAAGGCAGCACGCAACGAGGAUAAAUUCACUAGAAUGGCUGAAUCGGCACCUAUCGGUAUUUGUACCUUCCGGCCUGACGGGAAGCCUCUCUAUUGUAACGAUGAAUAUCUCAAUCUUGUUGGUGUACCACGAGAGUAUGACUGGAAAAAGCUCUGGGAUUCUUCUGCAACCUGGCGAAGCCAAGUCCACCCCGAAGAUAUCGAAAAGAUUAACAUUGCCUGGCGCGAGCUUUUGGAAAAGAAAAAGACAUCCGCAGUUGUCGAAUACAGAGUCCUCAGACCUUGGCGCUCAAUUGACAAAGCCACCGGUAGCGAGCUCACGGGAGAAACAUGGCUCAUGAAUAACGCAGUGACGGAGCUGGAUGAUGACGGUAACGUGGUGUACAUACAUGCCUGGUUGCAUGAAACCUCUGUCCGUCAUUACACGGAGACUCUGCUAUCAAACCGUCUGCAGGAAGCGCUUGAGACAAAGCGUGCUUCGGAAAACUUCAUCGACAUGGUAUCUCAUGAGCUUCGAAACCCGCUUAGUGCAAUUCUGCAAUCUGCUGAUGGUAUCCUUACCGCACUCGAUGAUCCAGAAGCCCGAACGAAGAACGACAACGAAAUGCUUGAUGGUAUACUCGACUCUGCCAAGACAAUUAUCUUAUGUGCUUCUCACCAGAAGUGCAUUGUCGAUGACAUCCUCUGCCUCUCCAAGCUUGACUCGAAUCUUCUUGUCAUCACGCCCGACAAGGUGUCACCACCGCAGCUGAUCGGAAGAGUGCUCAAGAUGUACGAUGGCGAACUGCAGCGAGCUUCCAUCAAGGCUAAGCUGGAGAUCGAGCAGAGCUACCACAAGAUCAUGGACUCUCACGAAUACGCCAUGCUCGAUCCCAGCCGCUUGCUGCAAGUCGUGAUUAACUUGCUCACGAAUGCUAUCAAGUUUACUCAGUUCUCUGACAAGCGUGGGCUGACGAUCUCUCUCGGCGCCUCGUAUGAAAAACCAACGGGAGCUCGCCACAAGCUAACCUUCAUCAAACCUCGUACGGUGCGUCACGAACAUUCGACCGCAUUGUCCGAAGAGUGGGGCGAAGGCAAAGACAUCUAUUUGCAGCUUGCUGUCCAGGAUACAGGUCGUGGACUCAGCGAGGAAGAGAUCAGCCUGCUUUUCCAGCGCUUCUCGCAAGCCAGUCCAAAGACUUAUAAACAGUAUGGUGGAAGCGGACUCGGCCUGUUCAUCAGCCGCGAGCUUUGUGAACUCCAGGGUGGGGCGAUCGGCGUGAGUAGUCCGGGAGUUGGUAAAGGUACGACUUUCGCCUUCUAUGUUCGUGCUCGCCGCUGCCCGCCCGAGUCGGGAGCUGUCGCCGAACCUCCAGUGGCUCUUCAACACGUCUGGAACACGCCUGUCACCGGAUCAACGGCCAUGCCGCAAGCUGCUGGCUUGGACGAUGCCAACCACACUCAUCCUCCCGCUCCCGUACGCGCGCCAUCGUCUACAGCCAUACAGUCUCAGUCCAAGCCAGUGGUGCCAGAAAGACCACUCCAUGUCCUGGUAGUCGAGGACAACUUGAUCAACCAACGCGUCAUGGCUCAACAACUACGCAAACAGAAUUGUGUCGUCCACAUCGCCAACCAUGGUCUUGAGGCUUUAUCAUUCCUCUCCACUUCCGCCUUUUCGUCGUCGACAUUACCGACCCCUCUGGAUGUGGUACUCAUGGAUCAAGAGAUGCCAGUCAUGGAUGGCAUCACUUGUGUGCGCGAAAUCCGUACUCGCCAGGCGGCCCACGAGUUCACUGGUCAUAUUCCUGUCAUCGCGGUGACUGCAAAUGCCAGGAGCGAGCAAAUCACUGUCAUGAUGCAGGCUGGUAUGGACUCAGUUGUCACAAAACCCUUCCGCAUACCAGACUUGGUGCCUCAGAUGCGAAAGCUGGUGGAAAAGACAAAUCCUUCAAGUAUGACAAAGGACGGUGCCAGCGACAAAGAUGAAAGACCCCCGAUGUCGCCUGAGCCUCAAGACUCUGGCACCGCGACUACAGAUUCGACCCGAGUGAAGGUGCAGCGAACUCCUUCGAGCUGGGAUCAGGUCGUGGGUGAUCAAGCUCUACACGAUCUCUGGUAGACCGGUGAAGUCUUUGCGUUACACCGCAUCUUGAGGAAUCUUUCGGUGUCGUCGGAUCUUUUGCGCCUCACUCUCGGCGCCCAUUCUUCUUCUUAUACAUAUAUUUACUUUCAGAUCUCAUGACAUAAUGAUGGAUUGGUGUCUGGUUCGGGUUAUCACAGCCGCAAUUCCAGGCAGCUUCACUGUGUUGUUUGAAUUCGUCGGUCGAUAGAGUCAUACGCAUACAUGUAUCAUAGAUUGAUCGCAUUUCGCACAUACAAUGU